Ilex paraguariensis (yerba mate) is the source of this 360-nucleotide messenger RNA. NCBI's taxonomy places the organism in Eukaryota, Viridiplantae, Streptophyta, Magnoliopsida, Aquifoliales, Aquifoliaceae. The record is from the annotation of a GenBank genome assembly.
AUGGUUGACGGGCGCGAUACCCCUUGGGGCAACGCCUCUAGGUGCGACAUCCCUGGGCACGACGCCCCUGGGCGUAACGCCCUCAAGCACAAUACCACAUCAAGGCAAGAUACAUCUCCGUUGCAUUGGAAGUGGCAAAAUGAACCUUUCACCAAGAUUGGACAGAAGUGGAAUUGCAUAAGUAUGGGGCAACCUGGGCGUGAUGCCCCUUGGAGCAACGCUUUCAAGCACAACGUCGCAACAAGGAGAAAUAUAUCCCUAUCACAUUGGAAGUGGCAAAAUGAACCUUUCACCAAGGUUGGACAGAAGUGGAAUCGCAUAAGUAUGGGGCAACUUGGGCGCGAUGCCUUCUUGGCAUGA